Molecule: messenger RNA, 2079 nt
Organism: Blastocystis hominis
Lineage: Eukaryota; Bigyra; Opalinata; Blastocystidae
Exons: 2
Coding region: 1-2079 (692 amino acids)
Biological process (GO): protein retention in Golgi apparatus; protein targeting to vacuole
Cellular component (GO): extrinsic component of membrane
Source: RefSeq, a predicted model, not a curated record
AUGGUAAACGGCGCGUGCAUUUCCUUUGAAACUGUCUGGGAAAGCUUCGAAGAGGAAGAACGCGUGGUUUUCGACGCGAAAAUGAACUUUGUGGGUGUGGGAGUGUCUGUGAUCAAUGGAACGCCGGAAGAACUUCUCUAUGUGAGUUUGUUGGGAUUGAGAAGCGAUAUAAAAGUGAUGAAUCGUGGAAAGAAGGUGAUCGAACUGGAAUUGAAUUCGUUCCAGAUCGACAACCAAAUCAGCGGAGCGAAAUAUGAGGUUCUUCUUGACACUCCCUCGGCUGGAACGUGGCUUUCCGCCACGGUGGUGAUUCAGCCGCAUCCUUCGCUUCUCUACUUGGAGUUGUUCUCGGUAUUGAUGCAGAAUGUUCGCGUGUUUGCGGAUUCUGGAGUGAUCAUGAACAUUCUGAGCUUCGUCCAAGAGCUGCCUUUCGAUAUUUUCGAGAAGAUCGAGCGCGAUUGCAUGAAGCAAAUAAGCGAAUCGCCCCUCUUCAUUCGACCUCUUCUCAUUUCGGAGUAUUCCUACUGUUCGUCGGCUUUGUAUGCAGAGCAUUUCACUCUACAACCCUUCCUCUUGACCAUCACGUUCGCGCUGGAUCCUGCGCGGCCGAUUGCUUCUUCUGUGAUUCCCGAUGUGCCCAUUCUGAUUCCCGUGCAGUCGGUGGUCGACAUGAUUGGAAACAUGCUGGGCAACAUCGACUCGGCGCAGGUGCGCUUGAGUGCGUUUUUAGCGAAGGACUUGCUCAUGGGCAAAGCCGAGCUCUUCUCUCGCCUGUCUUCCCACUACGUCCGUCAGCUUCUCCGGAAGUUCUACAAGGUUGUGGGCUCGGCGGCUCUGCUAGGAAACCCUGUGGGGCUGUUCGAAUCGGUUGGUUCGGGCGUGAAGGCCUUUUUCUACGAGCCGAUUCAAGGCCUUUCAAAGGGACCCGAGGAGUUUUUCGAUGGGUUGGGGAGAGGAGCGAAGACGUUUUUGCUGAACACGACGUAUGGCAUCGCGAACUCGGCGUCCAAAAUCACGGGCACGAUCGGAAAUGGCUUAUCGGCGAUCGCUGGAACGGAAACAUAUCGAUUGGAUCGCGCGGCAGGGAAGAGCGGGAUCAUCUACGGCGUGCGCGAGGGCGUGUUGGGGAUGUUUAAAGACUCGGUGAACGGAGCGAGAGAAAAUGGAGUGAUGGGCGCGAUUACGGGGACGGGAAGAGGCAUCGUGGGGCUGAUCACGAAGCCAGUGACGGGCGUGUUGGAUGACACGACGAAGAUCAUCGAGUCUGUAAAGGACGCGACCCACGUCUCUCAGGAACUGAGUCGCAAGCGUCUGCCUCGCUAUUUGUAUCCGGAUGGCGUGCUCACGUCGUUCUGCAGCUAUUUAGCGGAGGGAAAGCAGAUGCUGGCGAAUUGCAUGAACUCGAGCGCGGUAAAAGUGAAUGAUCGCUACAUGAUUCAUGUGAUCGACAACCAAUUCAAUCAUUUGUUGAUCACAAAUCAUAGCUCCGUGUUGAUUUCUUCGCUGUGUCAGGUGUUGUGGAUGAUUCCUCACGAUAAAUUGAACUAUGUCUCGCACGAUAUGGACGUGAUCGAGUUUUAUUUGAAGGAUCGCAAGCUGUUGGUGGUUGUGCAAACCGAAACGAUCGCUUCGAACAUUUGCAAGAUCGUGGACUCUCUGCGGAAUUGUAUUUCGAUCAAUGUUUCGAUGGCUAUCAAGCAGAUCGCUUCGUUUUAUGGAGAAAUUCUCAGCGAUGAGGAGUUUCUGAUUCUCGAUCAGAUCCACGAAGAAGAAGAAGAAGAAGAAGGCAAUCCACAGCGAAGAAGGUCCGCCUCGCAAUCAAAACCCAGGUCCAAAUCUUCUGGAUCUUCUGGAUCUUCUGGAUCUUUUUCUUCGUCUUCGUCGCGUGCUUUCCCUGAUGCUGCGGAUCUUCGCCCCUUCGUUCUCUCUCAAGCCAUUAUUUGUGGCUGGCACCGGAAGACGGAGGUGUUGCAGCCGUCGAUGCUGCUUCACAGCUUCGAAGAGUACGAGAUUCAAGUGUGCGAAACGACGGGAUCGAAAUACUGGAUCGUGCAUCGAAGCUUUUCUGAUUUUGUGUAG